AAUAGCUACAGUUGUCGAAGUAAGCACUGGUUGCUAGGUGGGGCUUCCAAAGACUUUAUAAAAACCAGAAGUCCUAGGCUUAGUCCCUCCAGUCUGUAGUUUUCCAGACUAGACAAUAAUAUUUCUGUGAGUUGGGGCAAGGAAAAGAAAGCUGAAUCAGCAUGGCUAUGGUGCAGGAAUUUCUGAAGCAGGCCUAUUUUAUGGACAAUGAUGAACCACAAUAUGUGAAAAAUUCGAAAACUGGGUCAGCUGUCCAUGCUUAUCCCAGUUUCAAUCCUUCAGCUGAUGCUGCCGCACUGGACCAAGCCAUAAAUGCCAAAGGAGUUGAUGAAGCAACCAUUAUCGAUAUUUGUACCAAAAGAAACAAUGCUCAGCGGCAGCAGAUCAAAGCUGCCUAUCAGCAGUUAAAGGGAAAGCCUUUGGAAGAUGCUUUGAAAAAAGCACUCAAAAGCCACCUGGAGGAUGUUAUCUUGGCUCUUUUGAAGACUCCAGCCCAGUUUGAUGCUGAGGAACUCAGGUAUUCCAUGAAGGGGCUUGGGACUGAUGAAGAUACCUUAAUUGAGCUUUUGGCAUCAAGAAACAACAAACAAAUCAGAGAAGCCACCAGAGCAUAUCAGGAAGUUUUUAAGAGAGAUCUGGCCAAGGACAUUGUAUCAGACACAUCUGGAGACUUUCAGAAGGCUUUGCUUGCCUUAGCCAAGGGUGACCGUGAUGAAAAUCCUCAUGUGAAUGAUGAACUGGCAGAUAAUGAUGCACGGGCCUUGUAUGAGGCUGGCGAAAGGAAAAAAGGAACAGAUAUUGAUGUCUUUAUUAAGAUCCUCACUACAAGGAGUCUUCCACACCUCCGAAGAACUUUUCAGAAAUACACCAAAUAUAGCCAGCAUGACAUGAACAAAGUUCUGGACCUGGAGCUGAAAGGAGACAUUGAGAAUUGCUUGACUGCAAUUGUGAAAUGUGCCACAAGCAAGCCUGCUUUCUUUGCUGAAAAGCUGCAUUUGGCAAUGAAGGGUUCUGGAACACGCCACAAAAUUCUGAACAGGAUUAUGGUGUCUCGUUCUGAAGUUGACAUGAAUGAGAUCAAAGGUUAUUACAAGGCAAUGUAUGGCAAAUCCCUUCCACAGGCUAUUUUGGAUGAAACAAAAGGUGAUUAUGAAGCCAUCCUGGUGGCUUUGUGUGGUGGCGACAACUGAGUCUCAUGUCCUUCAUAUGCGUUUCAACCACUCUGUUGAGGAUAUCAUUCCUUUUAAGCUGAAGCUGUUACAUAUAUGAGCAUGAUAAUGUCUGUAAGCAGAGAGUCAUCUCUGAAAUAGAUUAGUGUCCAGUUUUCAUAUCUUGUAAAACUGUAGCCUAGGAAAAAAUAAUUCUUAUUCUUCAUGACUUGUGUUGCAUUUGCUUUUUUAUACAUUAUUAUUCAAAACCAAAGAGCAUAUUGAGAACAACUGUAUUUGCUUUUACAUUGUUAGUCGAAGUAAAAGGUACAGAACUUGCCAGAGCAGGUCUAAGUAACAUUCCAAAUAAAAUUAAACUUGUCAUCUCUA
Sceloporus undulatus (fence lizard) is the source of this 1538-nucleotide messenger RNA. It is a transcript of the gene ANXA1, whose product is annotated as annexin A1. Gene Ontology annotation, cellular component: cytoplasm; plasma membrane. The record is from RefSeq and is a predicted model, not a curated record. Gene Ontology annotation, biological process: cell surface receptor signaling pathway; negative regulation of exocytosis; keratinocyte differentiation. Gene Ontology annotation, molecular function: phospholipase A2 inhibitor activity; calcium ion binding; cadherin binding involved in cell-cell adhesion. Bases 162 to 1190 code for a protein of 342 amino acids. Lineage: Eukaryota; Metazoa; Chordata; Lepidosauria; Squamata; Phrynosomatidae. The transcript is spliced from 13 exons.